Messenger RNA from Lotus japonicus, 2081 nucleotides. RefSeq names its product FRIGIDA-like protein 3. The record is from RefSeq and is a predicted model, not a curated record. NCBI's taxonomy places the organism in Eukaryota, Viridiplantae, Streptophyta, Magnoliopsida, Fabales, Fabaceae. Bases 174 to 1826 code for a protein of 550 amino acids. The transcript is spliced from 4 exons.
GACUAAUUAAACAAACACCACACACUUUCCCUUCUUUCUCUUCUUCUCGCCGUUCUCUCUCUCUCUCUCUCUCUCUCUGAGGGUUGCACUGAGAAAAUGGAUUGAGAUUUUUUCUCUCCCUCUUUUCCUCAACCUCUUCUAUAUUUUCUUCCGGAUCAAUCAGCUUCUUUGCUAUGGAAGACAAAGAUUCAGUUGCUACGCUGAUGGACUCUACAACUUCUAAGAUACAACAGCUGCAAAAGGCAUUUGCUGAGCUUGAAAGCUAUCGAGCUGUUACUCUUAACUUGAAAUGGAAAGAACUAGAGGAACAUUUUCAUGGGCUUGAGAAAUCCUUGAAGAGGCGCUUUCAUGAAUUGGAAGACCAAGAAAAAGAAUUCGAAAGCAAAACAAGGAAAUCUCGUGAACUGUUGGAGAAGCGGGAAGCAGCUGUGUUUUCUAAGGAGCAGGUCUCGUUGCAGAGGCUUCAAGAGAAAAGGGAUGCUGCUGCAUUUGCUAUUGUAAAUGCUCGAGAAAAGCACCGGAAGGUUUCAUCAAAGGAUUUGGCUUUUGUCUCCAGUGGUGGUCAAGGGAGACAGGGUUUAGAGGAGACACCAGUGGAUGCUGGGUCCCUUUUGGCUGAAGGUAACUUGGAAGAUGUGAAACUUUCUCCUGAAAAUGGAAGUGUUGAGUUGGUGUCUUAUCCAGAGUUGGUAAAACUAUGUAAAGAAAUGAAUGCUGCUGGACUUCACAAAUUCAUAUCUGAUAACCGUAAGAACCUUGCUGCUGUAAGGGAUGAAAUUCCACAUGCAUUGCGAGCUGCUCCUAAUGCUGCCCGUCUAGUUUUAGAUUCAUUGGAAGGAUUUUACUGUAUGGAAGUGUCAAGUCAGGAUAUUAAAAAGGAUGCUAAUUUAUUGGGUCUUCGCCGAACCUGCAUUAUGCUGAUGGAAUGUCUAAGUGAUUUCCUGAACAAUUCAGACUGUGCUUCUAAUGUAAUUUCAGAAGAUAUCAAAGACAGGGCAAAGUCAGUUGCUGAAGAGUGGAAACCUAGAUUGGAUGCUCUUGACAUGGAUGCUAGCCAUGGGAACUCAUUGGAGGCUCAUGCAUUUUUGCAACUUCUGGCCAGUUUUGGUAUUGCCUCUGGUUUUGAUGAACAAGAGUUGUCCAAGCUGAUUCCAGUGGUGUCUCGGCGUCGCCAAACUGCUGAUUUAUGCCGUUGCCUUGGUUUGACAGAGAAGAUGCCUGGUGUAAUAGAGGUUUUGGUAAACAGUGGGCGGCAACUUGAUGCUGUUAACUUGGCCUUUUCAUUUGAUCUUACAGAACAGUUUUGUCCUGUUUCCUUACUGAAGUCUUAUUUGAAGGACGCCAGAAAAGCUUCCUCUCCUGUCAAAAGUGUUAACUCAUCCCCCACUGCACAGAUUGAGGUCAAUGAACGAGAGCUGAUUGCUCUGAAGGGUGUAAUCAAGUGCAUUGAAGAACAUAAGCUUGAGGAGCAGUAUCCUGUGGAUCAUCUCGUGAAGCGAGUGGCUCAACUAGAGAAGGCCAAAGCUGAAAAAAAGAGGGAAACUGAAGCAACAAAGCCUCAGCCCAAGAGACCCCGAGCUAAUGGCAUUGUGGGAUAUGCUCCUCGUUUCUCUAACAUUCCUUCUGAUAACAAAAGUUCAUAUGCUAGAGUUGCUGACAGGUACCCGCCACAAUAUGUGUAUGACCGACCAUACAUGUACCCAGCACCCGCCGACAAUCAUUGCCCUCCUCCUCUCUUUGGCACGGCUACCUAUAACAUCUCUCCUACUCAUCAUGGAAACUACUUUGGAAAUGGCUAUCAGUACCAAGCUACAUAUCUUCACUAGUUAUAUAGCUGAGAUGUGAACAUGAUGAUCCUUCCUUUCGCUUAAUAUCUAGUCUUAACCUUUUAAGAUAUUGUUAUGUUGUUGUACUUUUUCAAUUCUAGUCAUCAUUAAGAAUCACUGAAAGAGGUAAACUAAAAUGUCAUGUUAUAAUUUAACUCUUGAAUUAGAAGAUAUUCUGAUCCUCUAAUGUGUUAACUAUGUUCUCGUUUUGUACAAACUUACCUUGAUGCCUUUGUAGUAUAUUUUUCUUGUCUC